AUGAACAGCUCUAUAUUGAACCAAUCGCACUGUCCUGAGGUGGUGGUUCCCAACCCCGUCUUCUUCACCAUCGGAGCGGUGAGCUUUGCAGAGAACUUCCUUGUUGUGGUAGCUGUCAUACGGAACAGAAACCUCCACUCGCCAAUGUACUGCUUCAUCUGCAGCCUGGCAGCCUUCCACGCCAUCGCCAGCCUGACCAAAACCUUGGAAAACCUCAUGAUUGUGUUUGCUGAUGUGGGACACUUGAAUAAGAAAGGCUCUUCUGAGACCACGCUGGACGAUGCAAUCGACUCCCUGCUGUGCAUGUCUUUCUUGGGGUCCUUUUUCAGUGUCCUGGCCAUUGCCGUGGACCGUUACAUCACCAUCUUCCAUGCACUCCGAUACCACAACAUCAUGACAAUGCAGCGCACUGGGGCCAUCUUGGGCAUCAUCUGGACUGUGUGCGGGGGCUUGGGCGUGCUGAUGAUAUUGUUCUUUGACUUCAAGCUCAUCAUGAUCUGCUUCGUCAUAUUGUUUUUCAUCUCCUUGGUGAUUAUCUGCUCCCUGUAUGUCUACAUGUUCAUGCUGGCGCGCAUCCAUGCCAGAAAGAUUGCAGCGUUACCGGUUGGUGGCAGGAACAAUCAUCACCAGCAGCGGUGGGGGAGCAACAUGAGAGGGGCCCAGACCGUCACCAUCCUGUUUGGGACGCUGGUGGUUUGCUGGUCGCCAUUUUUUUUCCACCUCGUCAUCAUCAUGGUGUGCCCCAUGAACCCCUACUGCGAGUGUUACCGAUCGCUGUUCCAGCUGCAUGUGGCGCUGCUGACGAGCCACGCGCUCUUCGAUCCGGCCAUAUACGCCUUCCGCAUCGCCGAGCUCAGGCACACCUUGAGGAAGAUGCUGCUUUGUUCUGACUGGAAGCUCUGUUCGUAG
Messenger RNA from Pundamilia nyererei, 909 nucleotides. RefSeq names its product melanocortin 2 receptor (gene mc2r). The transcript has 2 exons. Gene Ontology annotation, molecular function: melanocortin receptor activity. Gene Ontology annotation, cellular component: membrane. Lineage: Eukaryota; Metazoa; Chordata; Actinopteri; Cichliformes; Cichlidae. Gene Ontology annotation, biological process: G protein-coupled receptor signaling pathway. The coding region runs from base 1 to 909 and encodes 302 amino acids. The record is from RefSeq and is a predicted model, not a curated record.